Talaromyces marneffei is the source of this 1098-nucleotide messenger RNA. RefSeq lists its product as uncharacterized. The coding region runs from base 1 to 1098 and encodes 365 amino acids. Lineage: Eukaryota; Fungi; Ascomycota; Eurotiomycetes; Eurotiales; Trichocomaceae. The record is from RefSeq and is a predicted model, not a curated record. Gene Ontology annotation, molecular function: calcium, potassium:sodium antiporter activity; calcium channel activity. Gene Ontology annotation, cellular component: membrane. Gene Ontology annotation, biological process: intracellular calcium ion homeostasis; calcium ion transmembrane transport. The transcript is spliced from 2 exons.
AUGAACUGGGACACACUGCUCUUCAACAUCGCCACUUUCAUCUGUGGCGUCUUCGUCCUCGACUUUGGAGCCGAUAAAUUCAUCGACCAUACCGUCAUCGUAGGCCGUCGACUAGGUAUAUCUCAAACACUGAUCGCUCUAUUAACGGUUGGCGCUGAAUAUGAGGAGCUCGCGGUAGUCGUCUCAGCAAUCCUGCAACAGCGCUCCCCGCUAGCACUCGGCAACAUAAUCGGAUCCAGCAUCUCCAACAUCCUCGGCGCAUUCUCACUGGGGCUACUGUUCCAAUCUGGCCCUGCAAUAAUAGUAGGAGCAGCUUCAGCGCCCAGGUUCGAUACCACUGCCAAGAUAUAUACGGCGCUGACAUUCCUGAUUACGACCAUUGCGGUUGGGAUUGUCUAUUUUGAUGUCUUGAAUCCGGUUACGGGGGGGUUGCUUAUUGCCGUGUUUGCGGUCUACCUUGCGUCGAUUGCAUAUGCCAUAUAUCGCGGCGUUACUAUUCCGGUGUCUGAUAGUGAUAGCGAAAGUGACGACGAUAGUGACAGCGACAGCGGCAUUGGUGACGACAAUGCCGUAGCGACGGAGACAUCAGCUCUCCUCCACUCUGCAAACCCUUCCAGCCCACCAGUCAAAAGACAACGACGAUCUCUAAUCUAUCAUAUCGCUCACCUCCUAAUCGGCCUCAUCGCCCUUACUCUGUCCGGCUAUAUCCUCUCGCAUAGCGCCAGCUCAAUCGCCGACUUACUCAAUCUCUCUGGCACUGUAUUCGGAGUAACCAUUCUCUCCUUUGCGACUACUUUGCCCGAGAAAUUGGUCGCUGUACUCAGCGGUGCGCGCGGCCAUGGAUCGAUUUUGGUCGCAAGUACGGCGGGGAGUAAUAUCUUUUUGCUUACGCUGUGUCUUGGUGUUCUUGCUAUCACCGCCACUGGGACUGGGGCCAGUAGCGAUAAGGUGAUCAUAUUUGAGCUGGUUUUUGCAUGGGCUUCGGCAGCGUUGUUUUUGUUGACUGUUCUGUUUGGGGGUGGACGUGUUGUUGGUGUUGGGCUUGUGGGCGCUUAUGUGGCAUUUUUGAUUUUGGAAUUUACUGUUUAUAGGAGGUGA